UUUCAGACCCAAAAUUUAAUAUAAAAGAAAAGAUAAAAUACAAAAAACAAGAGGAACAAAACGCGCAACAACGCAACAUAGCAUAAACAUAACAUAACACAAAACGCAGUUUCAAUUGCAUUUCUCUCUCUUUCUCGCAAUUUCCAUUUUCCGGGUUUUGAUUUGGGUUUCGUUUUUCCAAUGAGCGAUCACUUGGUGCUGUUCGUUGACCGUCUCGCGCGCCCUGUCCCCGUUGACCCGGUGGCACAGCCGGCGCAGCUUCCCUCCGAGCCCUCUCCGUCUCCCGCUGCCGCGGAUGCCACCACAUCCGUCGCCGGGAGUUCCGGCACCGCUCCGGCGGAGGAUCGCGUCGAGGAGGGAGGUGAUGAGGAGGAGCCGCUGAUCCAGAUGGCGGAGUGCCGCAUCUGCCAGGAGGAGGACGGCGUUUCCAAUUUGGAAACGCCCUGCGCCUGUAGCGGCAGUCUUAAGUAUGCUCACAGAAAGUGUGUUCAGCAUUGGUGUGAUGAGAAAGGAGACAUUACUUGUGAGAUAUGUCAUCAGCCUUAUCAACCUGGGUAUACUGCACCACCUCCUCGUCCUAACCCUGAAGAAACUACCAUUGAUAUAGGAGGUGGCUGGACAAUAUCUGGCACACCUUUGGACUUGCGUGAUCCUCGGCUCUUGGCAAUUGCAGAGGCAGAACGUCAAUUCUUGGAUGCUGAAUAUGAUGAGUAUGCUGCUUCCAAUGCCAGUGGGGCUGCAUUCUGCCGCUCAGCUGCUUUAAUUUUAAUGGCUCUUCUCCUCUUGCGGCAUGCACUUUCUGUCUCGGAUAGUGAUUCUUCUGACGAUGAUCCAUCCAAUUUUUUCUCUCUUUUCUUGCUUCGAGCGGCUGGAUUUUUAUUACCUUGCUACAUUAUGGCCUGGGCAAUCAGUAUUCUGCAGCGUCGACGACAGAGACAACAGGAAGCUGCAGCACUAGCGGCAACCCAAGUUGCUUUUGUUCUGCAAUCUGGGCAGCGUAGAGGUCUACAGUUCGCAAUAGCACCAGGACCAGCCACGGUACACCAGGAACAAGUGUAAUUUUUAUGGUUCUAUGUUUAAAUAUUCGGAAGGUUUGUUGAAAUGCAGUGCGUUUUUACCUUUGAUUAUCUCAGCUCUAAUGUAUGUACAUGUACAUACUCGGGGGAUGGUAAAACGAUAUUCAAGAAUCCAUUGUUAUCAAUUCAAUUCAUCUAUAUGUGAAUGUAACCUAAUCAUUCAGCUACUAUAUAGUAUGAGAUUUAUAUGGAAAAUGACGAUUAAUUGAGCA
Molecule: messenger RNA, 1288 nt
Organism: Vigna angularis (adzuki bean)
Lineage: Eukaryota; Viridiplantae; Streptophyta; Magnoliopsida; Fabales; Fabaceae
Exons: 8
Coding region: 181-1059 (292 amino acids)
Biological process (GO): protein ubiquitination
Cellular component (GO): membrane
Molecular function (GO): zinc ion binding; ubiquitin-protein transferase activity
Source: RefSeq, a predicted model, not a curated record